Molecule: messenger RNA, 644 nt
Organism: Sorex araneus (European shrew)
Lineage: Eukaryota; Metazoa; Chordata; Mammalia; Eulipotyphla; Soricidae
Gene: HCFC1R1
Product: host cell factor C1 regulator 1
Exons: 4
Coding region: 45-461 (138 amino acids)
Source: RefSeq, a predicted model, not a curated record
GCGGCCCGUAUCCCACCCCUCUUCCCGCAGGACCCUGAACUCCGAUGAUCCUGCAACAGCCCCUGGAGCGAGGCCUCCCGGGUCGGGCCCAGCGCGACUCGCGGGCCGCCUCGGAAGUGCCCCGAGGCCUGGACUCGAGCUCCCCUCCCCGAGGAGCUGUGCCCAUGAGCACCAAGCGGCGCCUGGAGGAGGAGCAGGAGCCCCUGCGCAAGCAGUUCCUGUCGGAGGAGAACAUGGCCACGCACUUCUCCCGCCUGAGCCUGCACAACGACCACCCUUACUGCAGCCCCCCGAUGGCCUUCCACCCCACUCUGCCCCCGCUCAGGAGCCCUUGCUCUGAGCUGCUUCUGUGGAGAUACCCUGGAAACCUGAUUCCUGAGGCUCUCCGGCUGCUGCGGCUGGGGGACACCCCUGAUCCCCAUUACCGUGCAUCCUCAGCUGGGGACAUAGUGGAGCUCUGAGUGCCCCCGUGACCCUGCCCACCACGCAGGAGACUGGCAUGCCACAGAGUGACUGGCUGCCCUCCGUAGCCUCCAGACCAGGCCUCGGCCUCAGGAUCCGUCUCCGAGGAAUGGGCGGGAUGGUGCUCGGGGUGGAUGGGCGGGCACCCCCCAGGAGACCCGAAUAAAGAUUGCUGAGUGUCA